UUACGCCCUCGCUGCGUCCGGUCUGCUGCAAAUCUCAGUAGAAGAAGAAGAAGGGCAGCCUCUCUCCAAGAUGGCGGCGACCAUAGAGAACAGUAAUGCUGGACAGGCGACAAAGAAAAAGCACCUCGGGAUCCCCGAAGCGGUGUUUGUGGAAGAUGUUGACUCUUUUAUGAAGCAGCCUGGCAAUGAGACAGCAGAUGCAGCACUGAGAAGGCUGGAUGAACAGUACCAGAAAUAUAAAUACAUGGAGCUCAAUCUGACUCAAAAGAAACUCAGGUUGAAAAACCAGAUCCCACAAAUAACACAGACGCUAGAAAUCCUACGACACAUGCAGAAGAAAAAGGAAACCACAGAGCCCAUGGAAACACACUUCUUAUUGGCUGACAACGUUUACUGCAAGGCCUCAGUGCCACCCACCGACAAAGUCUGCCUAUGGUUAGGGGCUAAUGUCAUGUUAGAGUACAACAUCGAUGAAGCUCAGGCUCUCCUAGAGAAGAACCUAUCCACAGCAUCCCGUAACCUAGAGACACUCGUGGACGACCUGGAUUUCCUGCGUGACCAGUUCACCACCAUUGAAGUCAACAUGGCACGAGUCUACAACUGGGACGUGAAGAGAAGGAGCAAAGAAAACCUCCUCAAAUCAGCAGAAAAGUCUUAAUAUCUGCGAGGACAGUGUCCACAUCCCCUCCUGCUAACUCUCUUCUCCUUAGUCAAGGGAAAACGACAGACCCCGUCUCCCAGGUCAUGUGUAUGUUCACCCCAGUGCUCGGCAGAUAGAGGGCAUGUGUGUUCGAUUUAACUUAAGAUUGUUUUGUAGAUUGUUUAAGUCUUGCACAGGUGCCACAUGUAAGUGAACGUCAUAAAUCUUUUUUGGAUUUUAAACAUGUCCUCUAUCAAGUCGAGCUCAAAACGUCCACCACUAUUUUGUGUUGAUUUGUUACUUUUUAAAGUAUUUUUUCAAGUAAAAACAAAACAAAGGCUCUGAAGCAAUUUUUGUAUUCUUUUUAUGUUCCCGUUAUUUUGUGGCAGAUUAUAAGCGAAGGUUCUCUUGCAUUGUCUUUUCCUUCCUGCAUAUUUUCCUCCUUACUAACCUGGCACUUUGGUUUUUCUCAGCCUGCAACAACCUCACAUGUAGGACUUCAGUUAUUGUAAGAAUGCAGUUGCCAUUAUACUAGUAUAAUCAGGCUUGUAGGGUGACAAAGAUCUCAGCAGAAGAGUUUUGACAUAAUUACAGGACUUUUAUGAGUUCAGAAGAAUCAGGUGUACUCUACUCCUCCUUUCACUUUUCACACCCGACCAUCUCUUCUCCUUUUCUUCACUCUCCUCCUCCUCCUCCUCAUCUCCCUUUUGACACUGGUCUGUCUGUGUUUAUUUGUCUUACUGUGUUCAUUAAACAAGAAUGAAGUAAAAGAAGAACAUUUGGACAAACAGAUGAGAUGUUGACCUGGUGCUCUGUGUGUUUAUUGUUUGAUGAAACUCAUAACAGACAGGGUUUUAUUAAAAAAAAAAA
Messenger RNA from Monopterus albus (swamp eel), 1510 nucleotides. RefSeq names its product von Hippel-Lindau binding protein 1 (gene vbp1). Gene Ontology annotation, molecular function: tubulin binding. Bases 71 to 658 code for a protein of 195 amino acids. Gene Ontology annotation, cellular component: cytoplasm; prefoldin complex. The transcript is spliced from 6 exons. Gene Ontology annotation, biological process: microtubule-based process; tubulin complex assembly; protein folding. The record is from RefSeq and is a predicted model, not a curated record. NCBI's taxonomy places the organism in Eukaryota, Metazoa, Chordata, Actinopteri, Synbranchiformes, Synbranchidae.